Molecule: messenger RNA, 640 nt
Organism: Arabidopsis thaliana (thale cress)
Lineage: Eukaryota; Viridiplantae; Streptophyta; Magnoliopsida; Brassicales; Brassicaceae
Exons: 1
Coding region: 43-459 (138 amino acids)
Source: RefSeq, marked reviewed
UGCGAAACAAGUUUCAAAUAUCUCAUUACUCACUGUAUAUAAAUGUCUAUACGCUUUCUUUCUUCACAGAAACAACAAGCGAAGCCAAAAGCAAUGAAGACUUCCAUGAGCAUCGUCGCCGUAGUCUUCUUUGUGACCUUCCUCGCUAUCUCUGCUGCUCCCUUAAACCCCCAAGAAGCUUGCAUACGAAGAAAUAUCAACAGGUCGCAACCACCAAGAUCUUCUUCACUCGAAACGGCCAAGACGUCAAUGUUUGAAUCUCUGAGGGACAAUUUGUGCAAAGACAUGGCUCGUGCCGUCAUGUUCUAUGUGAGGAUAACCGGAAAAUUUCCAUCUAACUAUGUUAAGGCUAUGUGUAAUGUGUUUGGAAAUGAUGAGAAGAAAGUGAAGGAGUAUGUUCUGGAGAAAUGGUUGGGAGGUUCGAAGCUCCUGUCUAAUGUAUCUUGUGCUUUUCAUUGAUAUGUUCCGUGAUUCACUUUGAAAACUUAAAACACUUCUUUACAUUUUUUCAUUGAUAUGUUCCGUGACACCCCCGCUUUAUUCAAUGUUUUCUUCUACUUUCAGACUCUAAAUUGUUCCCAAUAUUUAGAAAAUGUAAUACUAUCCCCAAAUUUGUGUACUUUCUAAUAUUUGUCUUCAU